AUUUGUUGCGCGAGUUUCCGCCCUGGGUCAAUUUCCGAUAAUUGGUGUCGAAUUUAUAGAUUUUUUGUUGUUGUUUUAUUGCAAGCUCAAGCAGCAACAAUUUUUAAGAACUGGAAAUUCAAGGAAACUUUUUGUAUGCUGGAAAGUUAACAAAGGAAGCCGUGAGCGGCCGAUGGCGGAGCAGAAUGGUGCUGCCGAGGUUCCGGCGGCCGGAGGAGCCAUCGGCGACUCCGCCGCUCCGCGAGACAGUCGCGGCAACCUCAGCAAGGCGCCGCCCGCGCUCGAUAUCACAGCGGCCCAGCUGGCCGGCCAGACAGCCAUGGCUGUGGCGCUGUCGGCCGCCUCGGCACCGGAGGGCGAUGGUCCGCCCAGUCCCGGCUCGCCCUCCGACGCCAGACGCCAGUCCACACGGAAUAAGGCCGACAAACAGAAGCUGGGCCACCGACGCGUGCGAGAGGGAGAGGUCACGUAUAAAAAGAUUCAAACCACCACCAUCAUGGGAGCGAUCCAGCUGGGCAUCUCGUACGCGCUGGGCUCCGAGGCGUCCCGGCCACGCCGAGACGUCCUCCUGAACGACUUCUACACGAUAGAGACGGUCACCUUUCCCAGUCAGGGCAGCCAGCACACACCGGCCCACCACUACACGGAUUUCCGGUUCAAAAUAUACGCCACUAUCGGCUUCAAGUACUUCCGAACUCUGUUCGGAAUCAGGCCCGACGACUUUCUGGUUUCAAUGUGCAACGAACCCCUGCGCGAGCUGGCCAACGCCGGUGCGUCGGGCAGCAUCUUCUACCUGACACUGGACGACGAGUUCAUUGUGAAGACGGUGCAGCAUAAGGAGGGCGAGCUGCUGCUCAAGCUGCUGCCCGCCUACUUCAUGAACCUCAACCAGAACCCGCGAACGUUGCUACCAAAGUUCUUCGGCCUGUACUGCUAUCAGUGCAACUCGAAGAACAUUCGCCUGGUGGUCAUGAACAACUUGCUGCCGUCAUCUAUCAAAAUGCACCAGCGCUAUGACUUGAAGGGCUCCACAUACAAACGAAAGGCCAACAAACAUGAGCGAGCCAAGAGCUCUCCGACGUUCAAGGACUUGGAUUUUAUGGAGCACCAUCCCGAGGGUCUGAUGCUGGAGGCAACCACGUACACUGCGCUGAUGCACACCAUGCAGAACGACGUCCGGGUGCUAGAGAGUUUCCAGAUAAUGGACUACAGUUUGCUGGUGGGCGUUCACAACCUGGAUAUCGCUGCCAAAGAGCGGACACAGGCCGAGUCCGCGGAGCCGGACGGUGACGCGGCCGACGGCCCGAGCCUGAGUCGGUCGCGGAGUAUCAACCGCCACCGUCUGGUGGCUCACAGCACGGCGAUGGAGAGCAUCCAGGCCGAGUCUGAGCCGAUCGACGACCAGCAGGACGUGCCACCGGGAGGCAUCCCCGCGCGAAACUCGCGCGGCGAGCGGCUGCUGCUCUUCCUGGGAAUCAUCGACAUCCUGCAGUCGUACCGGAUGAAGAAGCGGCUCGAGCACACGUUCAAGUCGAUGGUGCACGACGGCAACACCAUCUCCGUCCACCGACCCGACUUCUACGCCAAACGUUUCACCGACUUCAUGGGCAAGACGGUGUUCCAGAAGAUACCUUCGCUGGACGGCAUUCAGGGCAACCACCGCAAGUUCCGCACUCUCGUGUCCAGUUACAUGGCGCUGCGGCACUCGCCUUCCAAGCGGAAAGGUCAGUCGCUGCGGAUGCGAGCACUAGACAACGAGCGCAAAGAGUCGUCAGAAGUUCCGGCCGAGGGACGGGCCCGGCAGCCCGGCAGGCCAGCCGUCGGCAGACAGCCCUCGACGACCACCAGCGACGCAAAGCCAGUGUCCGGCGGUGGGGUGCCGCUGCAGCAGCAGCUGAGUGUGGCCAGCAGCGUCAGCCAGCCGGAGACCACCUCGUCUCGACACGUCACCCAGGUCACCAUCAGUGGCUCGACCGCAGACGGAGACAAGGGAGACUCCAUCAGGCUGGUCGGCUAUAAGCGCCAUCUGGCUCGGUUUCCUUCUGUUCUGCGAACCCCGGAGCUAAGUGCCCCCAAUAUGCGCCGGCGCGCAGAGGAGGCGGUCCGUGCGGGUACCAGCGUCUCCGACAUCCACCUGGACGCGCGGAACGACUCACGUUCGUCUCUGAGCGUGGACUCGGGUCCGGCGGCCGGCGGCGGCGGCGGCGCGGCCGGCGGCCCGCUGCGGCACGUCACCUGGACACCGCCCAUGUCUGUGGAAGGCAGCACUCCCACCUGGACAGAGGGCACGCCGAGCUUCACCGAGAGCUCCAGCAGCGGAGAUAUUGGCUGUCCGACCACGCCGGUGAAGAGCCUGCACGCCAGCCGUGACAGCGGCGUCAACACCAUGCCGUACACAAAGCUGAACAACGCUGAGAGCGGCCGGCCGGCCGGCGGCGGCUACACAGAAACGGAGAUGACACACCUCUGAGCUCGGUCUGGGGCGACUACGGGACCAACGAGCGAUCAACCCGCGGUGCCGCGGGACGUGUAUGGCCGGGCCUCGCCUCCGGCCGUCUCCGCUCUCCGGCCGGUGCUUCUCUGACGUCAGUGGUGACCGCCAGCUAUCGGAUGACGUCACUGAUGAGCUACAGCGGCGGACUCUCGCCCGUAGUGGAGCUGGAGGAAGUCACGCCGCCACGCUGGCCGCUGGCGGAGUCCUUCCUCGAGAGUGUACCACCUCCAUUGGGGACUGGCAGACGACGUUCCAGCUCAUCACCAUCGGCGAAGCCAGACCUAUCGACAAUCGCAUCGGCGGAGCCAGAAACGCCGACUAUGGCCGUGCCGGGAGCUUCAUCAUCUGCAUCAACAGAGCCGAAACUCGCGGCGAUCGCAGAGGCGAAGCCGGAACCUCCGCCGGACCCAGCGGCGGAUCGGAAACGGGACAGGCCCACGACAGAGCGAGCGGAGAGCGGCCGGAUGACACGGGCAGAGCGUGAGAGUAGCGACGUUGGUCACAGUGACGCACAGAGUGAAGGGAGUGAGGGGAACGUUUUGAACAAAGGAGCAAAGGCUCGAAGGAACAGUCGUGAGACAGAGUGCGAGAGAGGAUGUGUGGGUGCGAGUGAGAGCGUCCAUGACGAUAAAUGUAGUGGCGAAGUUGAUGGAACCGUUCGUAGUUCAACUGAUGGGAUGGGCGCUGGCGCUGAUGGUGCUGUUCCUGAUCAUAAGGACGAGUCCGUUGACGGUUGGAUCCUACCAUCACUUAGUGACAAUCAUCUGGAGAAUUCUCCUGUUUCUGAUCACAGUUCGUUCACAGUUAUUGACUCUGUCAUCCCUACUAGCUCACCCAGUGACGUUUCUGUCAUUGGUAGCGGCUCAUCCUCUAUUUUUCUCCACGUGUCCAAGGAUAUUCCUGUCGCUAAUGACAAUCCCACCUCUGGUGACACCCCGACCGAUGGUGACACUGAGACUCUAGACCCCAGAAAGGAUAGCGGAGGAGGAACGACAGGCUCUCCGUUUGUCCGUUUCUGGGCCCGCGUGUCGGGACGACUGUCGGGACGGUCAAGACGACGCGGAGGCUCAGGUCGCCGCCGGGCUGACCUCCAGGGCGCGGAGUCACAGUCGAGUGAGUGUUGACCUCACAGGGGUGUCAUCCUGACCUCAGCUGUCUUGAGGCAGUUUUUAAUGGCUGUAUAGGUCACAAAAUGGGACUGGUGUUACGGCCUGCCGGACAGGUGAUAAUUAGCUGGGUUGCACUGAUUUGAUUUCGCCGGUUGUUACAGAUAACGGAAAGUGAUAGACGCGUAUUGCACAUACUCGUAUGUUCAUCGUGUGUGUGUCUCUUCGUAUAUGGGCAGCGGCCAGCGACAGCAAUUUGUGUGUAAUGUGUAGGCCAGACCGCCCAGACCACUGUAUAGAUAUGAAUAUUGAAUGGGCAAGAAGUCGAACCGGGAACGUAAAUCCAUUACACGAGUGGUGGACCGCUCGACCUGCUACUUAAGUUGUUUGUUUCGAGUAGAUUCAUAGAUUGCAUCUAUACUAUUGGAACUGUAUAUUGGACAAGUGAUGCAUGCAUAGUUAUGUGACAGUGGUUGAACAUCGAGUGAUGUAGCUUUAUACCUGGUUAGUGCCGUUGAAUUAAGAGUUGUAGUUUGUACCACCGUCACUGAAUUCAAUACAUAUUGGAACUCUG
Molecule: messenger RNA, 4174 nt
Organism: Amphibalanus amphitrite
Lineage: Eukaryota; Metazoa; Arthropoda; Thecostraca; Balanomorpha; Balanidae
Product: phosphatidylinositol 4-phosphate 5-kinase type-1 alpha-like
Exons: 18
Coding region: 173-2470 (765 amino acids)
Biological process (GO): phosphatidylinositol metabolic process
Molecular function (GO): phosphatidylinositol kinase activity
Source: RefSeq, a predicted model, not a curated record